Linum trigynum is the source of this 3497-nucleotide messenger RNA. Lineage: Eukaryota; Viridiplantae; Streptophyta; Magnoliopsida; Malpighiales; Linaceae. The record is from the annotation of a GenBank genome assembly.
CUAUGACACAACUCCUAACAAAGGCCAAGUGUAACCAAUGAAAGGGACUGCAGUAUAGUGGCUCAAGUAAUAAAUAUCGAAUCCACGGGUCUCUAGAGUUACUAUUACUCAACUUCAGUUCAUUAUCUAGCAAACCAGAUUAAGAUGGAAGAACUAAAACUACUAUAACAAACUACAGUUAAAGUUAAUCUAAUUACUGGUUGGGAACUCACUUAGGUAUGAUUCCCCCUAUCCACUAGCAUGAUUAAUGAUUGAUGAUCUCUAACCUGUUUCACUUUCAUUCACAAUGUGGAGAAUCCUUGACUAGACCUUGAGUCUCGACUAAAGGAACAAGGCCCUCUUGAGUCAAUUGCCUAGAGGGACGUAUCCUUCUCUAGAACAACCGAUCAAGGUGUUCUGAACUAGAUUCCCUCUAUUGAAAGAGGUUCUCAAUCGAUACAAAGCAGUGAAUCAACCCUCGACUAAAGCAAUCGAUCCACUACUAUCAAUCUAUGGUGCUCUAUUGACCUAAUUAGGUAUUCGCUCUCAUAGGACCAAAGCAGAAUCAAUAAUCUCAACUAAAGCAGAAUUGAAUCAUGAAAACAUGCAUAGAUUGAGUAUGAACUCAAGAUUAUCAAGUCAAAGUGCUCAUACAAUCAUCCAAUCAAACAAACAUAGCUAGGGUUCCUCAAAAUCUAAGUGAAGGGAAGUUACUCCAUAGAGAAGAGAGAGACUGCAGUACGAAUCUUUAGAUGAUCGGUCUUCAAGUCCGGGCUUGUUCCUCGAGCUUCCAAGGCAAAGAAAUCCUCCAAUUCCACUCUUAGAAUGCCCUCAAAUCUCCCUCUCUCUCUUUGGUUCGUCCCUUGGGUGUUUGGGAUCUAAAACACAGCUCUCCCUUUCCUUUGGCUUCAAUCUGCCUCAAAAACCCGACUCUGGGCAAAACACGAUCGAGGACACGACCAUGUUUUACUUUUUCCCGCCCGUGUUUUUCCCCCAGCAGCCCUCGUCGGCCAAAACACGGUCGUGCCUAAAUAUGGACACGUCCGUGUUUUUCUUUAGACCAGCCCGUGUUUUUACUGCCGAACAUGUUCCCCUAUAUUUAAUGCUUCGUUUCUCCCUCGUCCGGACUCCGAAUCAGUCACCGUUUGAUCCCAGACGCUCGUAGUCUCGUCCUCUUUAUUUUCAUGACAAUCUUGCAUGAUUAUUUGUCCAUAAAGUGAGGUAGAAAUCCAUUCUUCUUCAGAUCAUGCCCGAGUUUCUUCUCCCUAAUCACCAAUUGAUCUCUGAUUGACUUGAAACUUGCGCCUAUGCUUCCCUUUAUGUGAUAGGACCUAAAAUGUGACAAAGGAACACAACCAAGCAUAAAAUAGACCAAAGAUGCGAUAAUUAAAGCUCAAACAGUCAAGAAACAAAGGGGAAAACAUGUGCAAAUAUCGAGUCAUCACCAACUCCUCUUACAUGAAGAACAACCAUACCAAUGGGGGUAUCAAGGAGCUUUCUCAUUACCAGAAGAAUUCCUUGACAACCGGAGCCAAGAAGUGAAUUGGAGCUCUUGGUGGAGCGGUUUGCCGGGGGUUCCGAGGGAGCAUCCUCUAGUGUAGAAUAACCUUGCUACAUUCCACAAGAACUGACGUGCCAAUUGGAGCUAAUGGUGUAACGGUUCACCCAGGAUACCGAAGCAUGCUCCAAUAUGGAAACCACCACCCCUAUCAACUCCUCAUUCCUACAAGCAUCAGAUGAGCUCCUACGAAACUCGGAGAGGCUAAGAAUGAUUGUUGAGCAAGCAUGUGCACAACUUGCUCACAAUCUCUUCUUGCCAUUUGAAAAGGAAGAUAAAGUCGAGGAGACAAUCCAUAAGUACGGUGGGGAGCAAGAAGAACUCAUCCCGAAGAGCUCCCAAGAUGAUGUUGAGCAAUCAAGUUCUUUGGUGGUAGACCACGUGCUUCCGUCUUCCGCUUCGAGAUUUGAAGAGUUGUGUACAAAGGAGGAGAUGCAAGAGGAUCAUAUGGAAGAAAUGGCUUGGGAACUUGCCCUUCAUUGUGUGCUUGGGGAAGAAUGGGAAAAGGCGAAAAGGAAGGUUGUAUAUGAGGAAGUGAACAUCGAAGAAGAGGGAGAUAUUGGUUGUUCCCAAGGGGAGGAAAUUUGAAGAAGAAGGAGAAACUGGUGUUAAAGAUGAGGACGAGGUCGAGGUGGAUGAAGCAUCCACAAGUUACAAGUGUUGCCAAUGCUUUCUACCCGGCCAUGAUGCGCUUCUCGAGAAUUACCCAUUUGCGGCUCUUUGUCAAGACAACGCCAAACCACCGGCGAUCCCUCUUGACGGAUGCGAUGGAAGUCAAUCGAUGAUGGACUACAUGGUGUUGGGCAAAGAGAAAGAAGAAGAGGCAAAGAGAAAGAAGAAGAAAAGAAGAAGAGGUCUCGUGGGUGGAGAAUCAAAGCCGAUCAAGUUCACAAACUAUGAAUCAUGGAUUCGUCCAAUGCUCAAUGCUUGAGAAUUCAUCUCACCGACAAGAACCUCAACUUCAAGGAGGUUUUCGGAUGUACCGAAUAUUGAGGAGAAACCAUCUAGCUUAUGACGUAAAAGUAGUGCUUGUUGGGAGGCAACCCAAGAAAGGUUUAUGUUUGUUUUUAUGUUAAGUAUUAUUAUUGUGAAAUAACCUCGCAUUGUGCGAGAAUGUGUUUGUGCUUUAGCAUUUUCUCCAUGUGAAGCCUUCUUUCGUCUUUUGAAAUCGGCCCACUUAUGUCCCGACUUUCACUCGCCAAGCUAUGCGGUAACAUUGUUCUACCCCUUAAUUUAUGUCAUUGAGGGAAAUGUCGAGCUUAAGUUGGGGUAGUUUAUUAUUGUGCUUGUGUUCGUGAUUGAACGCUUGGAGUCUAGGUGUAUGCCCAAAUAUUUAAAAUUUGAGGGCUCCAAGCACUGCAUAUUCAUUGUUGCCGUUGUAGGAGAAUCUCAUGUUUAUUGGCAUUGAAAUUGAAUUGUUUACUUGUGAUCGAGUGCAUCCUAUUAUGAUGUUUGAGAAUUGCAUUAGGAUAAUGCAAAUGUUUAGUUCUCAGGUGUGCAUAAAUGAAUGGAUGUCUUGAUUUGAGUACUCCUUGAUUACAAUUGCCAUGCAUUGAAUUUUGUGAAUUGGAGUAGAUGAUUGGGUGGCUAGGUAGCCAUGUGAGUUUUGUGUCGAUCGUCUCUUUCAUGUGUGGUAGAUCCCUCUCGCCGUGGUGUGCAACAUUCACCGUUGUCACUAGUGAGUAUGAUGGAGGCAUAAGAUUAGGCCACACCCAAAAACUUGAUUGUCCUGAAACAUUUAAUCCCCUAGUCAACCCCUUUAAGUCGUGUAACUUUGGGUGUCAUUCUAAUAUUAGGAGCUUUGUGCUUAUUGAGCUUAAUGUUGAUUUUGAAUGUUCACGGUCGUGAACUGGGACCAUGAACAGCCGUCGAUCUGGGUAUAAAAGGGAAAGUGAGCUGAAGGAGAAAGGAUGAGCUUUUUCUAGGGUUUUAGUUUUCAUAAUAAAGGAUCAUUUCUAGU